This is a messenger RNA of Notothenia coriiceps (black rockcod), 2050 nucleotides long. RefSeq lists its product as uncharacterized. The transcript is spliced from 6 exons. The record is from RefSeq and is a predicted model, not a curated record. NCBI's taxonomy places the organism in Eukaryota, Metazoa, Chordata, Actinopteri, Perciformes, Nototheniidae. Bases 213 to 1352 code for a protein of 379 amino acids.
GAUAGAGAAGCUGACGGGGCUGGAUGUUGUUAACUGGACUAUAACCCUCAAACAUCAGGACGUCUUUUACUGUGCCUCAUCAGGUUCAUCCCUGAUCGGAAGGAAGAGAUCCGUCUGAAUUUGUGACCAUUAGGUGUUCAACCAGCCAGGAGCAAACCCACUCAUUCAAGUUCCUCAAGCUCCAAAACUAACUGGCUCUUCAACAUCUUCCCAUGCAUCAGUAUGUUCCCCAGCAUGCCUACAAUCCCAUCAUGCUCCACUCCUUGACCACCACACCUGCUCAGAUGGGAUCGCAGGACAAUAAUUUCAACAUGCACCUCCCCAGAGCGAGGACGAGGCGCUCUUUUGCUCCUGUCACUGCCUUUCACAAAGCAGCGCAGACACCCUUCAGUUCAACAAAACGAGGGAGAUGUGGCGCCCUGCAUGUCAGGAUUGCAUGGAAGAUAUAUUACCAGAAGCAAAUCAAGGAAAUGCAGCAGAAACCCAACAGUUUCCACCAAGAUCUGACAUCUGAGUAUCCUGCAUCCAGUUUACCUGACAAGGAAUCAGAGCAGCCCUCCUGCUUUCAGCCAAAGAUUGACUCUCCCUAUAAGCAUCCUUCAUUUGGAAACACAAGUGACAGAAGUGAGCCAGGAAAAACAGCAGGACAUUCAAACCUCUUCAACAGAAGAUAUCCCGCUGAAUAUUUCCAAUCAUCACCAGCGCCUUACAGCCAUACUAACAAAAGGGAGAAACUGGAACAGCCCCUAAUCCUGAACCGGAGAGAGGAACUUGAUGAAAAAGAGAAACACGGGAGCCAACAAGUUGAAACAACAGACACUUCACCUCCAAGAGACAAAUAUUUGAAUCCAACUCCUGAACCUGAACACAGCAGAUCACAUGGCAGGAAGAGGCAGCUCGAAGGUGUCAGCUCCAUUCGAUGUAAGAGGGUGAAGCAAGAAAUUGUAGAUGACAGGUCUGAUCCAUCUCCGCUCAGUACAACUCACACCAUGCCAGAGCAACACAUAAACACACAUGCUUUGUCCGGCCUGUAUCCAAACAGCAGUAGAUGUCAUGUCACUAGAACACUUGUCACUUAUCCAGGAUCUGACAUGCAUCCCCACCUAACUGCUUCAUGGGAUCCAAUUGGGGGUGUUCACAAGAUCAUGGAUCUCUACUCUAGACAACAUCUCCUAAAAGAUUAUUCUUUGAAUACCUGCAGAGCGAUCAAGGUACCUCCUGUUGCAAUGAGGCAAAGAGAGACUUUUGGUUACUAUGCGCCGCCUCUUUAUUUCCCUCUUGCUUUGAUGCAACAGCAAUCUUUUUACCUCAGUUCACGUCACAUGAACAGUCAUCUCCAUCAUCCUGGCUGACUGACAACAUCCUACCUGAGAGGAAAGUAGAUAUUCCCAUGAGAUAGAUUACCCAUUACUUCCUGUCUGAUAGGUUCACUUGUCACAUUGCUUCACAUUAUUUCAACAGGCCUCCAGUGUCCAGGAUGUAGAAAAAACUGUGGACGUGGAUAUCUAUUGAUUCAUUUAUCAAAAAAAUAUACUCUUUGCAUUAAAACAGCUUCAUUUGAGCAACAAAUAUUAUUAACAAACAUUGAUUUCUUAAAUGCCUUUUGGCGACUUUAUAGUCAUACUUAACUGUAAUGCUUCCCUUUGAUUGAAAGGUUGUUGUUUUUAAGUUAUAAGAUAUAUUAGGAUGCAUGUGGUUGUUUUAUUUUUUUGGCCAGGUGAUCAAUUAUCUUGUUUGGAAGGAAAGAAGUUUAAAAAAGAUAAUUGCAAAUCUGCCAAACUAAAAGGAAAUGCAGCUGAUAGAGUCUCUGUGAUUUGUGCAUUAAGCUUAAUUUAGUAUGUUCUACAAUGUUUACAAUGAUAUAAUAAUACAUGCUAUCAUGCUGAUGUUAGCAUGUAUCAUUUUCACCAGGAUCACCAUCUUAGUUUAAAAGUAAUUGGCACUUAACACAAAGUAAAGCUGAAGGGAACGGCAUUAGGUAUUUGGUCAUAAACCAAAGUAUGGACAAACUCAUUUUGGGGCUAUUUUGUCGUUUCAUUACAAAGUUAAG